CCUAUGGACACAGCUCAUCACGUGUGCCGAGAACUGGCAGCUGUCAGAGCAGGGAUCGGCACCGAUCAUCAGGGCACUGAUGAUCAGUGCCCUGAUGAUCGGUGCCCAGCAGUGCCACCCACCAGUUCCGCCAACCUGUGCCCAGCAGUGCACCCACCUGUGCCUAGCAGUGCGCCCACCUGUGCCCAGCAGUGCACCCUCCUGUGCCACCCAGCAGUGCCAAACACCUGUGCUCAGAAGUGCCACCUACCUGUGCCCAGCAGUGCACCCUCCUGUGCCACCCAGCAGUGCCACACACCUGUGCUCAGAAGUGCCACCUACCUGUGCCCAGCAGUACACCCACCUGUCCCACCCAGCAGUGCCACACACCUGUGCUCAGAAGUGCCACCUACCUGUGCCCAGCAG
Molecule: messenger RNA, 405 nt
Organism: Staurois parvus
Lineage: Eukaryota; Metazoa; Chordata; Amphibia; Anura; Ranidae
Source: the annotation of a GenBank genome assembly